AUGAGCAGCGACUGGCGACAUCCCAUAGUCGACCUUACCAACGAUGACAGAGCAGAAAGCGACGAGGGCGCGCUGUCCCCGCUGCCCUUGGCGACACCCACACACCCCUCCGUGAUGUCUUUACCUCCCUUGUCACGACCACCUAUUACCACGGCGCGACCCCUAUAUACAUAUCCAUAUACCGCACUCCCCGGGAGCAUACCGACGGCAACGAGCACGACCAGUAUGGGGCGCAAUGGCGCGGCUCCGAGUAGCUACGUACCGCUGCCUGGAAAUGCGCACAAUGGAGCGAGCAACUCAGGUCACCCUGAGAGGCCAGUAAAGAGGAUGAAGAUGUCCGCAGGUGUAUCCAAAGGCUCAUCAACGCUGCCUACCCAGAGUACACCGAAGCCAGUUCCAAAUAGAGGGAUUCCGCCCGCGGCACAAGCGGCAAAUAUGGACAAGUUCAGACUUUCAAGCGCUGUUCCCGUGUCGAGACCUAGUGCUGCGAAUAAUUCUCCGUCCGUCCAAGAUAUCAAUCGAGCGUUCAAGACGAACACCGAGCCUGCGAAUCUACUGGGAAAUGUCCAGGGGAACAGAACGCGCGCACUGCAUAUCGGUCGCCAGACGCCGUCAGACGAGGACAAAGAUAGUGUCUUGUCCGACGUCUCGUCCUCAGCAGAACCUGUACCGCAACAGACAUCAAAUGUGAAAGCAAAAGACGGAUACGUUCAAUCUGGGCUUGGACCAGCAGUCACCGCAUUUCAUUCAUCGGCUCUCCGAAAGGGCUCAGACGUAUCUGCGCCUCCAUCCUCUACUGGGCGAAAGAAAACAGCGAACCCAUUCGAUUCUGAACAGGAUCAAUACCUCAUCUUCCUGAAGGAAGUUAAGCAGUAUUCAUGGGCAAAAAUCACGUCAGAGUACAACAUGGACAUGCCUACACGCCAGUACUCCGCACUCCAAUCUCGCUAUUCGACGUUUCUGAACAAGAGAGACAGGUCGAAAGAUCCUCCUACAUUGAUACUACCCCUUCGGUGGGCUGCAGAAGCAACUGUUGAUUGGAAUCAGAUCCAUGGUACCAGUACUUUAUCAAGAGGACCGCGAAACAACGAGUCCGCUAUUCUUCGCCUGCCCCGGCAUCAUGAACGGGUAAAAUUCAAACAUCUACCCAUUCAGCAGACCAUCGAACGGGACUACUCUUCAGGAGGAGACUCUGCGCCUCAUCGAGAACGGUCACGACGUGCGCAGCGAGUCAACUACACAUGGCCAAAGCAACGGAAUAUUGCUGGCGAUGGGAUCGAAGCGUACGCUGAAGACAUGUAUGGAGCUCUGGCGGACGAGUCUGGUCCUACUCGAUCAGAGACGACUCCGGAAGACGACGCACCUUUACCUAAUGAGGCUAUCGCCGUCGAUAACGAGCCGAUGCAAAUCCAGUUCAACAAUGAUAAUGCUAAACUGUGUUUGAGCCUACAUACGAAGUCAUGUGGUGGUCAAGUCAGGAAAGUGCCAUAUCUGAGUUCGUCACAACGCUUGUCAAUGCAAAGUCCAACCGACGGGGACUGGGAUCAGUUGUCUAGUCGCGACUGGCAAGGUAUUCUGCUUCACGUUGACUUCAGUCCGGCUGAGAUCAAGACAGUCGAGAAGGCUGUCGCAUCAGCGAAGGGCACGAUGUCGCGACACAGUACGGAAGCAAGGCGACUUCGUGAUCUUUUAAAAGGUUAUACGGAUCCACAGGCCCUCCGACUGGUUGAGAGCCUUCGUUCACGCCUGCCCUGUCGAGACCGAGGCAGCAUCCAAGCCUUCAUACAGGACGCAAGAGCCGGAAAUAUCGCUGAAGUGCCGCAGAUACAGCGGCUUGCAGCUGCGCGGCCAAACACAGCGAUGCACUCGGUUCAGAAGAUAUCGACGACAUCGAUCAUGCGUCAACGCGAGCUCGGCCGCCAGUCGAGAAGAGGCUGGCAGGCGGCAUCCAGACCUCUUACGUAUCAAGUCACGAACAAGUAUAUGGACACAAUGGGGCCAGCAGCAUGCUGGACGGGCGCUUCGAGCGAUAUCCACACUGUAGCAUGGGCGCCAGAUGGCGAGCACUUCGCGGCUGGUGCUGUCGCUGUUGAUGAUCCAGACUCUAUGCAGUACAACCGACCGAACAAUCUCCUCUUCGGUAGUACCAUACAUAGUACGAUACACGAACUAGCGGAACACUACAAAAUCCGCGAGAAGACUGAAACUGGCGCCAACUCAAGCCAUGCCAUGUUCGCAUCUCAGGAUCCAAAGUUGUACGCAACAGUCACUUCUGUAGCUUUCUCGAACAGUAGCCCUUUUAUGUAUUCAUCGGGCUAUGACGGACACGUCGGUAUCUGGAGAACGGACACAGAGUCCGUCCAGCCUGUCUUAACUGCUAAGCUUAAUAUCAGAGAAAAGAUCGACAUCCUGUCGGUCAACCAGAUGCAAUCCGGGGUUAUAGCAACAGCAGCGAAGGCAUUGAACGAGAAGGCAAUCAGAGUACUCAAGAUAGACGAAGGUGAGCCGCGGCAGUUCGAGAAAUGGAGCUUCCACUCAAACAAGGCUGUCAAUCGCGUGGACCUAAGAAUUCUCCCUUCCGCUUUGCAAUUUGAACCAAGAUAUGGUGGGCUUCUACUUGCAGGCUUUGGUGCUAAUAUGAAAGAGACGGGCCUCGACAUGACUGGCGACCUAUGCUUGUGGGAUGUCGAGACGCAGGCUCCAUACUACAUUCAUGGGUCUAACAAGAACGUCUUCGAUGUCACCUUCAACCCGAACCGUUCUAACAUGCCAUUGUUUGCCGCUGGAUGUGUAGCAGCAGGAUCACGUGCCAACCGUGGCACACGCUCAACAGUCCGCCUCUACGAUAUAAGAGAUGACAACAAGUUUACAUGUCCUUUGGAGUUCGAAUGCAAAGCUCUGGAUAUGAAUGAUAUCAUCUGGUGUCCUCAUGACGAGUAUCUUAUCGCGGCUGGCUGCACAGAUGGACGGGCUUACGUCUGGGAUGCGCGUUGGCCAGAUGAUCCGCUCCGUAUCCUCUCUCACAGCAAAUCUUUGAUGCCUUUACAGGAGAACAUUAAGCAUGAACUCACAGAUACGGGCGUCCGCUUCUUGUCGUGGGGUGAAAAUGCGACGAGACUCUACUCUGGUUCAUCCGAUGGUGCAGUCAAGGUCUGGGAUGUUACACGCGCUGAAGAGAACACGUUCAUCAAAGACUUAAUCAUCACUGACUCUGGCAUCAUGUCUGCUGCAUUCAGUGCGGACUACAGCAAGCUUGUCGUUGGCGAAGUCAACGGUUCAGUCAACAUUCUUGAGGUUGGUAGGGACGAUACUACCAUCAAGGACGCGGACAGACUACGAUAUAUGCCAUAUCAAGAUGAUGAGCAAGACGGAAUCAAGGACCAUGAGAUUGGCAACAUGAAUCGUUCAGCACCCGAGUCUGGCAUCGCGGAAGGCAAGUAUCUGCUCCAAACUCGGCAACUGGAGCUCGCACCUAUGGGAAGUCUGCCGAUCCGUCAGGUUGUUCAAGGUCAAAACUACGCCGGUCCAUUCGAUCAGGGUAGCGGCGCACCAUUCCUCCGCGAACAAGCGCUGCAGUUCCAGCUCGGUCUUACAACACCGCCAAGCCCUCAGUGUGAUAUCCCUGCCUGCGAAGACAAUCUUAGCAAAGUCACCAGCGAGGACGUCGGUGACUCCGGGCGAAGUGCAGACCGCAUUCCUGAUGAACUGCGGCGUCAAUGGAAAGCCACUGACACCAAAGGUACUAUUAUACCCGGCAAGUCGAAGUGCACACAAUGUGGUCGUCCAGCCCGCCCGUCUAUGAUCGACCCUCGCAACGCCGUCUUAUGCGAGCGCUGUUCUUUCGCAUGCUUCCGUUGCGGAUCUGUCAACCCUAUCGCCGCGGCUACUACAACGCUCAUUUGCGACUCGUGCGCUGGUAUCUGGGAAAUUGGUAUCCUUGGAUAUGAGUGCGUUCAGCAGCCGCAGUCUCACCAUGUUCGUACUGAGUUGGAUGUUCCAGCAUUAAACAAGUGGGACGAGGAAGCUCAUGCAGACAAGCAAGAAGACUUCGAUACAGCCCACGGCGACGAAAUGAACGCGCUCACCGACUACUAUCUGUCCUUGGCUAUCGAUCGGCCGGAGAGUCCGUCGUUGUAG
Alternaria atra is the source of this 4137-nucleotide messenger RNA. RefSeq lists its product as uncharacterized. Bases 1 to 4137 code for a protein of 1378 amino acids. Gene Ontology annotation, cellular component: TORC1 complex; TORC2 complex. The record is from RefSeq and is a predicted model, not a curated record. Gene Ontology annotation, biological process: TOR signaling; regulation of actin cytoskeleton organization. Gene Ontology annotation, molecular function: protein binding. Lineage: Eukaryota; Fungi; Ascomycota; Dothideomycetes; Pleosporales; Pleosporaceae. The transcript has 2 exons.